Messenger RNA from Laetiporus sulphureus 93-53, 3449 nucleotides. RefSeq names its product glycoside hydrolase family 115 protein. The record is from RefSeq and is a predicted model, not a curated record. Lineage: Eukaryota; Fungi; Basidiomycota; Agaricomycetes; Polyporales; Laetiporaceae. The coding region runs from base 421 to 3435 and encodes 1004 amino acids. The transcript is spliced from 23 exons.
CACCACGCACAUCAACGUUACAGCAGCGCAGAGUCAUCGACCACGUUUGCACAUAAGCAACCGAGGUGCAGAGACUCAGAGACACUGCGGGUCAUGACGUGUGACUGUUCGCGUGGUGUCACGGCAUCAGGUGAGCACUGGUGAGCAGCCCGGUCCGCUAGAGGCGUUUGCGGCCAACUCUCCUCCGCCAAUACGAUCAGCAACGUUAACGCAAUAAGACCCAGCCCAUUGCGAGGACGCGUCUACCGAUCCACUGGCGCAUACGACUUACACCGAAAAUCUCCCGCAGAUGCGCACCUUCGCAGAUAUCCCGAGGUCACACGGACCCUCCUUGCAGGGUGAAAGAAUAGGUCUCCGAGGCCUUUUAAGCAUUCUGACGGUGUCUUUGCGCCGGGAAGUGUGCCUGCAGCUUAUGCCACCAUGCUCGGAUGCUGGGGUGCCUGCGUCUCGCUCGCCCUUUUGGCCUUAGCCAGCGGUGUGCAUGCCAUCGGACAAGCCACCUGUGUUUCCUUCUCUCCAUCAUCUGCCUCGUUUCCGAUCGUCAGCGAUGGUGUAGCUGUGCCGAUUCUUCUGUCCGAGGAUGACUGGGGAGGUGUGCAACGCGCCGCGUACGACUUUGCCAUGGACAUCCACAACGUAACCGGGGUGAUGCCAUCACUGUUCAACGUCAGCAUACCCGCGACGAGUGCCAACUUGAGCCUUGCUGGUACUCAGGCAAUUAUCGUCGGCACGCUGGGGCAAUCCUCACUCAUCGACGAGGUGGUGAACCGCACUAACCUGGAUGUCUCAAGUGUCGAAGGGCACUGGGAGGCGUUCAUGACGCAGGAAGUCGCAAAUCCUCUUCCCGGCAUCACUAGCGCAUAUGUUAUGAUUGGUGCGGACAAACGAGGCACGAUAUAUGCGAUGUAUGAUCACUCUGAGCAAAUUGGUGUCUCACCGUGGUACUGGUGGGCUGAUGUUCCCACCAAGACACACUCCGAGGUUCAUGUCGACUCCGCGGGAUGCGCGCACGGAUCGCCUACCGUCCAGUACCGCGGCAUCUUCCUCAACGAUGAGCAGCCUGCUCUACAGAACUGGGCUAUGGCUCGAUUCACAAAUGGUACCGGCGCUGCGCUGACAGGAUCACCCUUCAACCACUUUUUCUAUACGAAGCUGUUCGAGCUGCUCCUUCGUCUGAAAGCAAACUAUCUGUGGCCGGCGAUGUGGUCAAGUGCAUUUGGCGUUGACGACCUCCUGAAUCAACCCCUCGCCAACUGGUAUGGCAUAGUCAUGGGCACGAGCCACGAAGAGCCGAUGAUGCGCUCCAUCCCGGUCGAGUGGACGCUCUUCGGCAUCGGGCCGUGGGACUACAGCACGAACGCGCAGAACAUCUACAAUUUUUGGGUCGUCGGUGCAGAACGCGCCAAGCCGUACGAGAACGUGUUCACGGUUGGCAUGCGAGGAGAUGGUGACGAGCCACUGGCUGGCGGCCAGGACAUCGAUCUUCUCGAGGAGAUCAUCUCAGAUCAGCGGCAGAUCCUGAGCAACACCUACCCCGGUGUCAAUGUCACGACCAUCCCGCAGAUGUGGUGCUUGUACAAGGAAGUGCUCGGGUACUAUGAAGACGGCAUGACAGUGCCUGAUGACAUUGCGCUGAUGUGGACCGACGACAACUACGGCAACAUCGAACGUCUGCCGACAGUCUCUGAGCGGAACCGCACCGGCGGUGCCGGAGUGUAUUACCAUUAUGACUAUGUCGGAGAUCCAAUGGAUUAUAAAUGGAUUGUCAGCAGUCAGCUCGCCAAGACCUACGAGCAAAUGUCGCUCGCAACCGCGCGCAACGCGACGCGCAUCUGGAUCGUCAACGUCGGCGACCUGAAGCCGUACGAGAUGGAGACUGAGUUCUUCAUUACGUACGGCUGGGACACGUCGCUGUGGGACAUGAACAACCUCGGUUCGUUCGUCGAGCUAUGGGCGCAGCGCGAGUUCGCGCUCUCGUCGGAAGACGCGGCCACGGUCGCGGGCGUGAUUGCGAACGUCACGCGGUUCAACUCGAACAGGAAGCCGGAGAUGCUGAACGGGACGACGUACAGUUUGUGGAACUACCGGGAGGCGGAGAACAAGUUAGCGAUGUGGCAGGCGACGAACGUGUCGGCGACGCGCAUCCGCGACUCGCUCUCCGGAGACAUGCUGUCCGCGUACUUCGAGUUGGUAUAUCAUCCCGUGCAGGCGAGCUAUACACUAGCGAGCAUGUGGAUCGCGGCGGGCAUGAAUAACCUGCGCGCCUCACAAGCAUUCCUGAGUGCGAAUAAGUAUGCUGCAGUUGUCGAAGAGCUGUUCCAGCAGGAUUGGGAGCUGGAGGUUGAGUAUGAUACCCAGUUGGAAGGCAAAUGGACGCACAUGAUGAGCCAGACGCAUGUAAUGUAUGCCUAUUGGCAGCAGCCGCAGGCCAAUACCAAGCCCUAUAUCUCGUGGUACCAAGCGCAGAAACAGGCUCUAGCCGGCGCCAUGAGAGUCGCGCCUGAAGGUACCCAGGCUGCCUGGCCGGGCGACAACCAAUACCAGUGUGCUCAAGGCUAUAGCUGCCCGAACCCGUCUCUGUCCAUCGACCCUUACUUGCCAGCUGGCAACAGAUACUUCGACCUCGGUGUGGGCGGGCCAGUGUCAUUCAACUUCACGGCGACCAGCAACGUGUCCUGGCUGACGCUCUCGCCUACGGAGGGGUACAUCUCGCCAGAUGCGCCCGAGCAACGGGUCUUCGCCACUGUUGAUUGGAGCCAGUUGUCGAGCACCGAGGCUGCGUUGAUCACGUUUGAGGCCUAUCCGCAGGGCCAGUCUGCCAUGUCGCUGACGGCGACUUUGACGGCGAAUUACACGGAGGUGCCGAGUGACUUUACAGGUUUCGUCGAGGGUGAUGGCGGCGUUUCGAUAGAAGCGGCACAUGCUGCGAGGAACACGACGGUCGAGGGGAUUAUGUGGACCGAACUGCCAGGUUACGGUCGGACGCUCUCAGGCGUGACUCCGUGGCCUCGCGGUGGCGAUGAGCUCAACUUUACAGUUGGCACAGGCCCCAGCAUCGAGUACGACUUCUUCACAUUCAACACGUACAACGAUACCGGUAGCAUCAUCGUCACGACGUACGUCUCGCCGUCGCUAAAUUCGCUCGGGCCCGACCGGCCGCUCGCGCUCGGCGUGCAGGUUGACACGGACGAGCCACAGGUGAGCUACUUCGUGCCGAACGCGACGCCGGGGAGCCUGCCUGCGCAGUGGGAUGGUAUGGACGGCUGGGCGGCGAACAAUAUCAAUUCGUUCUCGAUGAACUUCACGACAGAGCCGGGUGCGCACACCUUGACGUUGUGGAUGAUCGAGCCGACUGUGGUUGUGCAGAAAAUCGUUAUCGACACCGGUGGUGUUCAGCCCAGUUAUCUUGGCCCGCCCGAGAGCAUACGCGUCUGAAUGACCCAGUUUUG